AGGCGUUGGUCCCUGGGAAAGGAGGUGGAAGGACGCCAGAUCUUAUACUGACACGUGGCAACUUUUCAUAACCUCAAGGUUGGACCGGCGGGAAGAACGUUCCCUACAGGAGACGCGCAAUAGGAACAGGGCUCCCUUGUUCAGUCUUUGAAGCACUGGAUGAAACAUAAUGAUUCAGUUAUUGCUUCAACAGCCGGCAUUUCGACUGACAAAGCACAGCUCAGCAACGGCCGUUAUCUUGUUUACCCCAGCGCGGCCUCUGCUCUCCUGAGCAAACUCUGGACUUUGGGUCUGAGAAAGAGCUGGCACAAUCCAUAGACCAGGUUGUUAUAUAAAAUGCACAUGGAUUUUAACCCUUCAUCUGGACCCCCCCCAGCCCUGCCGGUGCCCCUCACUCCCGACCCGCAGCCCCCUGCUAGCCCAGCCCUGGCCCCCCCCAGCCCUGCCGGUGCCCCUCACUCCCGACCCGCAGCCCCUGCCCCCAUUUUCCACCCGGGGUGGGAGUGAGCCCAGAUUGACCCCAGGGGGGGCUGAGUUCAGGACGCUCCAGCUGGUAACCUCGGCUAGGGGUUGCCAUGGGGGUGGGGGGGGGACACUGACCCCUAGUGGCCAAAGUGACCAAGCUCUACCCAGCUCCACCCCCUGCAGUCAUCUGUCAUCUUGCUACCCCAUAGCCCCCCCACAUACCCCAAUAGCCCCCAAUUAGCUACCCCCAGAGCCCCCAUUAUCAUCAUAGCCUCCACUAGCUACCCCUAUAGCCCCCCCCAAAAAACCCAUAGCCCCCCAGCUACCCCCAAACUCCCUUUUCCACCCCCGGACUUUGAGUCAACCCGGAAAUCGCAGCCCUCCCCCCACAGAGACCAGGACACCCAGGCCGCCUUUGGCCCACACAGCAGUUUAGUCUGAAGCCAUCGGCCACGAAGCCGCCACGGACCCCGCGCGAAAGAACCAGUCCUGGAGCGAUGCCCCAAUAAAUAACAGGAACUGUCUGAAUCGGCCCUUCGACAGCGCUGUGUGUCGGGGACCAUCGUCUGCCGUGGGUCGGUCAGCGCCGGCCUCAACAUCCAAACAUCCGGUGAAAAUCUGUCCCAGAGCCGGGGAGAGAACCCAGGAGUCCUGCCUCCUAGCCCCCCCACCCCUGCUCUAACCACUAGACCCCACUCCCCUCCCCGAGCCACAGAGCGAGCCCAGGUGUCCUGGUUCCUUAUUUCAUGCUGGGCCCCACUCCCACCCCUCAUUCCCCACCCUCCUGGCCUGGCGUGGCAACCCCCAUGGUGUGCCCUGGGGCAUGUGCCGGGGAGGUGGGCAGACUAGGAAAGGGUGAGUCAGGCCUGGGAGUAGAUGGAUUAAUAUUUAAGCGCCGAUAACAAAUAAAUGAGUGAGGCAGCGUCAGUCGGAGACGGAGCCGUCCGGGGGAAACCGAAUAGGAGCAGACGGGAGCGGCUGCCGCUGGCGCCUGGACCCAAACCCCACCUCACCAAGGCUGGGACCUCCUUCCCUCAUCACCGCUGGGAGCCAUGACUGCCUCGGACUCCUGGGUCCCCUUCCGGCUGCCCCUGCAGCUCAGCCUCUACCUGCUGGCCAUCAUGACCUUCUCCUUCCUCAUCCACCUACGCAGCUGGUUCUCCACUGAAAGGCAGAGGCUCCACUCCCCAAAUGCCACGGACAGGUCCCCAACCACGCACCCCACCACAACCCCCGCCACGGAGCAGGGCAUGUGGACCGUGAACUCCGCCGGGCGCCUGGGGAACCAGAUGGGGGAAUACGCCACCCUCUACGCCCUGGCCAAGAUGAACGGGCGCCAGGCCUACAUCCUCCCGGAGAUGCACCAGCAGCUGGCGCCGCUCUUCCGCAUCACCCUGCCCGUGCUCUCCAGCGACGUGGUCUGGAGCGUCCCGUGGAGGAACUAUGGGCUCCACGACUGGAUGUCGGAGGAGUACAGGCACAUCAAGGGGAAAUACGUCCGGCUGACAGGCUACUCCUGCUCCUGGACCUUCUACCACCACCUCCGGCAGGAGAUCCUCCAGGAAUUCUCCUUCCACGACCACGUCAAGGAGGAGGCCAACCGGUACCUGGCUGGGUUGCGUGGGCAGCGCCGGAACGUGACCUACGUGGGCGUCCACGUCCGGAGGGGGGACUACGUCCGGGUGAUGACCAAGAAAUGGAAGGGGGUGGUGGCGGACAAGGCCUACCUGGAGAAGGCCAUGGGCUACUUCCGGGCCAAGUACCAGGAGCCGGUCUUCGUGGUGACCAGCAACGGGAUGGAGUGGUGCCGGGAGAACAUCGACACCUCGCGGGGGGACGUGUAUUUCUCGGGGGACGGGAAGGAGUCGUCGCCGGGGAGGGACUUUGCUCUCUUGGCCCAUUGCAACCACACGAUCAUGACCAUCGGGACCCUCGGCAUCUGGGCCGGUUACCUGGUCGGUGGGGAGACCAUCUACUUGGCCAACUACAUGCUCCCCGAUUCCCCCUUCCUCAAGAUCUUCAAGCCUGAGGCCGCCUUCCUGCCCGAGUGGAUCGGGAUCGACGCCGAUCUCUCCCCGCUGCAGAGGGGGACAUCUGGCUAAAGGAGCUCAGCCGGUGGCCACAAGCUGCCAACGGGAUCCACCCACCAGGACUCGGCCGAGGAGUGGGCACCUGGGACCCCUGGCUGAUGCCGGCUGCGCUGGGGAGAUCGGGGGAGAUUGGAGCUGGGCUGGUGGGGUUCAGAGCCCACACAGAGGAGCCAAUGACCCACAUCGGACUUCUCAUAGGAGUGUCCAGAGAAAUGGGCCCAUCUCCAUCUGCAAGGUUGAAUGGUUAGAGUGGGGAGACUGGGAGCCAGGACUCCUGGAUUCUCCCCCUGGCUCUGGGAGGAGUGUGGGGUGUAGUGGGUGGGGGCUGGGAGCCAGGAUGCCUGGGUUCUAUCCCCAGCAGGGAGGGAAAACCAACUUCAUUAGCUAGGUCAGGUAACUCUUGAUAAGCAUUGGCCUUUGUUUACGUUAAAGGACUUUUGUUUUCUAUUGU
Mauremys mutica (yellowpond turtle) is the source of this 3006-nucleotide messenger RNA. Its product is annotated as galactoside alpha-(1,2)-fucosyltransferase 2-like. The coding region runs from base 1518 to 2567 and encodes 349 amino acids. The transcript has 2 exons. Gene Ontology annotation, molecular function: galactoside 2-alpha-L-fucosyltransferase activity. Gene Ontology annotation, cellular component: membrane. Gene Ontology annotation, biological process: carbohydrate metabolic process. The record is from RefSeq and is a predicted model, not a curated record. NCBI's taxonomy places the organism in Eukaryota, Metazoa, Chordata, Testudines, Geoemydidae.